CCUGAAGUUUUGUCUACGGCCAGCCAUUGUCUGCGGGCUUCCCGCACGUGGAGGCCUGUUUCGUCGGCUUACAAGAUUCGCCUUCUGUGUUCCGAGGAUUAUACUGUUUAUUUUACGGGAGAUGUCAGAAGACCUUGCAAAACAGUUAGCUAGCUAUAAAGCUCAGCUCCAACAAGUUGAAGCUGCUUUGACGGGAAAUGGAGAAAAUGAAGAUUUACUAAAACUCAAAAAAGACUUACAGGAAGUUAUAGAAUUAACCAAAGACCUUCUUUCAACACAACCUUCAGAAACACUUGCAAGUUCUGACAGUUCUGCUUCUGCUCCUCCAAGUCACACAUGGAAGGUUGGAGACAGAUGUAUGGCAAUAUGGAGUGAAGAUGGACAGUGUUAUGAAGCUGAAAUUGAAGAGAUAGAUGAAGAGAAUGGCACAGCUGCAGUCACCUUUUCGGGAUAUGGCAAUGCUGAAGUCACACCCCUGCUCAAUCUGAAACCUGUGGAAGAGGGAAGGAAAGCAAAGGAAGACAGUGGCAACAAACCCAUGUCCAAAAAAGAAAUGAUUGCUCAGCAACGAGAAUAUAAAAAGAAGAAAGCUUUGAAAAAGGCCCAGCGAAUCAAAGAACUGGAACAAGAGCGAGAGGACCAGAAAGUCAAAUGGCAGCAGUUCAACAACAGAGCUUAUUCAAAAAACAAAAAAGGCCAGGUAAAGCGAAGCAUCUUUGCUUCUCCUGAGAGCGUAACAGGGAAGGUUGGAGUUGGAACGUGUGGAAUUGCAGACAAACCCAUGACACAGUACCAAGAUACAUCCAAGUACAAUGUCAGACAUUUGAUGCCCCAGUAAUUGAGGGAGAAAAUGACUUAACAUCACUUCUGCAGGGCUUUACAUUUACCUUUUUAUUGUUCUAUUUUUCUAAAAGUAAACUAUUGGCGCAUAGUGAAAAUGGUUGUUGACAUCAGUUGGCUUAUGCUGGUACAAGCCUUAAGCAAGGUAAUAGCUGUUCAGAUGACCCCUUUGCUCUUAAAGAUGUAAAUUGCAUAAAUGUGCACACGUCAGACUGUGUUGAAGAAAUGCCCUUUGCAGUAUCCUGAAGUGUCUGAUUUCUCAAGUGUCCAUCCCUAUAGCAUUAGUUGGGAAUGCCAUCAAACAAAUGGUCGUGAAAUAAAAUAGUUAUCCCAGCUUUCCUUGCUCCCUCUUAUGUGCUUACAGGCCUGCCAUCUUAUUGCAGGAUAGCUGUUAAGCACUGUAACUCCUGCAGAACUAGUAUAAUUAUGAUGACUUUCUCUGGAUUUUAUUCUAUUUUGAAAGUCAAUUGUUAGUUGAUCACAAUCUGCAUCUGCUUCCUUGGCUUGUAAUGAAUCUGGGCCAUCUAAUCUCCAGUUAAUGAUUCAUAAGCCAGAAACAGACUGGUCUUGGUAGGCAAAAUUUGUGCUCAUGAUUGACUCAACUGAGGAGAAGGGAGUGAGCUUUGACAUGAAAUCUCAGAGAUGCUCUAAAGCUUAGUGUGACUUCAGGGGCAUGUCCCUGUCAUUUUCCCCUAGUCCAGGCUGGAUAGUGGUAGAACCAGGGGCUUGUCUCUGUCACACUGAGCCUCAGAAAAUCCUUGAAAAGCAGGAAGAUACACUGCUGUUUUCCCACUUUGCAAAAUCUCUGCAAGGUUGGGAGGGUGGUGGAAGGAACCCCCAGAUCUUGCACUGUUUCGAAAGCAGCAGGACGUCUUGCUUCCCCCCAAGGCUCAUCUUAAAUUGAUGUAGAUUUCUCUUGCCCUCUUCUGAGUAUGGAGAAAAACUAGGGGAAUCUCUGAAUUCAACACAAGGGGUGAUAUUCAACUCAUACUUGGAGCAAACCCACUGAAAUCAGGGGGUCUGCUUUAACUUAGUUGGGUAUUAUCCAAAGUCUUGAAGAUUCCACCAUCCUUCUCCCAGCUCAAGAAGGUGGAGGUUCUCACCAGAAAGAAAAAAAAAGCACUUGCUAGUGCCAAGCAGGUAAGCAUAUUUAUUGUCAGGAGCAGAACAUUUUGAUUUAUAGGUCUUGAGAACCUACCUGUAGGCUUCCUAAGAUGUAUUCAGUCACUUUGCAGGUUUGAUUAGCACUUUUAAGUGUUCAAAGAGUCAAAUGUUACAUAUAGAAAUAGUUAUUCCUCUUGAGAAUUACUCAGUGCGUUUAUGUUGGUAAAUAUGGCAAGUCACCUGCAUUGUGCUGAAUUUUUUGUGUGCUUAUCCAGCUUUUUUAAAUGCAACAGGAGGUUCCUCUUACAAGGUUUAACUUACGUUAGUAUUGCUGGCCCUCCUUGAUUUUAUUUGGGAAACCAUGUGUAAAAGUCCAGGCCUAUUUGUAUCUUGUGGAUGCAAUUGCUUCCCUUUGCCAUACGUAUUGCUUAGGGUUGUAGUCUAUCUCUCAAUCUUGAAAUGUGUCUGACACAAAAAGUUAACGUAUAGCCCUGUAUACAGUGUAGAUAAUUAUUUUUGUAAAAUAUGGUGUUAAGUUAAUGAACAAGACUGGAUUUAGUUAUUUCUCGUACAAGAGUAAUUCUUGCUCAUUAAUCUGAACUCCAUUUCCCAUGUAUAUUAUGUUGUUGUAGUUCCCUUUUGUAAUUUGUUUUCUGAAUUAAAUAAGAUCAGGAACCAUCAGCAUUUGUUGAUGCACUGAUUAGUGUAAAUGUCUGACAGUUUACUUGAGCCUAAAAUCCAUAUCUAGUAGCUUAGAAUCCAUCCAUAGAGAGAGGUUCUUCUUGUUAACAAAAGGAGGAGGUAAUUUUUAUGACUGUGUUGAUUUCAGUUUUGUAUGUUUAACUUUUAUUAAAAUAAAGAAUUCAAAACCUC
This is a messenger RNA of Podarcis muralis (Common wall lizard), 2817 nucleotides long. RefSeq names its product survival motor neuron domain containing 1 (gene SMNDC1). NCBI's taxonomy places the organism in Eukaryota, Metazoa, Chordata, Lepidosauria, Squamata, Lacertidae. The record is from RefSeq and is a predicted model, not a curated record. Gene Ontology annotation, cellular component: nucleus; precatalytic spliceosome; cytoplasm. Gene Ontology annotation, biological process: mRNA processing; regulation of alternative mRNA splicing, via spliceosome. Gene Ontology annotation, molecular function: RNA binding.